UGAAGGACCCCGGGCCCGUCAGCGGGCGGAACAUGUUCGCUUUGGUCCGCUUCUUAGAUGAUAACGUGUGUCGCACGUUACCCGCGGCCCGGAUGCCCGGCUUCCUGCCCAGCUCGACGGAAGAUUUUGAUAAGCGGAAGGUUUACACCGUGUACCGGAGCCCGGAGGAGGCGGAGGCCGAGGGGAAGGCUACGCUGCAGAGGGCGCAGAUCCUGGCACUGGCAGAAAACAAAACUGAUCUGGAAACUCACGUAAUGCAGAAAAAAAUCAAAAUCCCCAAGCUGUGUCUGAACCCCUCGGAAGGGUCCUGGGAGUUUAAAGAGAAUGAAGAGGAGGAGGAGGACGGCGAGCAGCGGCGGCGGCACAGUAAGAGACCAGACGGGAGGAAACAAGUAGAAGGAACCCGCAAGAGCAUUGAAGCUGUGGUGGCCCGCUUGGAGAAACAGAACAGUGUGCCAUCGAGUCACCACUCCAGCUGUGAGGACCUCUUCCUGGAGCCCUGUCCGAUGGCAGGACACAUGGACACACUGGAAGAUGCUUUGAUCCCCAGAGUUUUAUAUGAGGAGUUGCUGAGGAGCUAUCAGCAGCAACAGGUGGAAAUGAGGCACAUCCAGCAUGAGCUGGAAAGGACUCGGAGGCAGCUGGUUCAGCAGGCCAAAAAACUAAAGGACUACGGGACAUUAGUCACAGAAGUGAAGGAACUCCGGGUCCUUAACAGAAGACUCCAGGAUGUGUUGUUGCUUAGACUGGGCAGUGUCUCUCCCUGGAAUUACAGAUCGAAUGGAAUUCAUGGUUCAUCUCCGGUCGCAAUAGUUCCCGAAAAUACAGACAUUUCCGAAACAAACGAAGGAUUCACAAUGGAAUUAAAGACAGAAAACCCAGAACUGUGCGAUCCAGAACCAGAACUACAGAAGCCAGUCCCUGAAGAGGCAAACACGUCCUCCUCCUAUCCUACUCCAUCCCCUGUCCUGGACAAAUACAUUCUGGAGAAUGGGAAGGUCCAUCUGGGAAGCGGUGUAUGGGUGAACGAGGAGAAAUGGCACCAACUGCAGGCAACACAGGGAGAUUCCAAGUACACCAAGAAUCUGGCUGUAAUGAUCUGGGGCACAGACGUCCUGAAAAACCGAAGCGUCACCGGCGUGGCUACAAAAAAGAAAAAAGAUGCAAGUCCCAAACCUCCGCUGUCGCCUCACAAACUAAGUGUUAUCAGAGAAUGUGUGUAUGACAGAAUAGCACAAGAGACUAUGGACGAGAAUGAAAUUGCACAAAGGCUCUCCAAAGUCAACAAGUACAUCUGCGAGAAGAUAAUGGACAUCAACAAGUCUUGCAAAAACGAGGAAAGGAAAGAGGCGAAAUUCCUCCUCCAAUAAAUCUGUUACGUUUUGUAAGUUGGGGGUGAUUGUCUUCUUCUACCUGUUGCCAGUGUUUUGCCUGUUUCGCAGCGUGAACCAAAACACAUGCGUGACAUGACACUUAUGUGAUCGUAGGCGCGGACGCUGCAGCACAACAACGCAUUUCUUAGCGGCAGAGAAUUGCGAGUUCUUAUCGACAGUGGAACUAAAAACGCUAAUUCAUGUUUGACUCCGUCACGGGAUUUUCUGCCUCUGCUCUCCAGCCGCUCAGAUUUUUACCGCCAGUUCUAGUUUGCGUCGGAGCUGCUCAUGUUUUGCACUCUUCACUGCCAGGAUUUGCCAAAAUUUAAAAUGUUGCUAAAAAUUGUGUUUUAAAAGUAUUUCCCUCUAAUAUAUGAAAAAAAAAGUUGUAUUUAAAUAUUAACCCUUGAACAUAGCGAUACGGAUCCUAUGUAGAGUAACUGGACAAUGUUUCUUUUCAGUCUGAGAAAGAUAAGUGAUAACCCAUAUACUGUAUAAUCCACAAGGGCAGCCAUAUUGUUUCUGGUGACAUGGCAACAAUAAGUGGCUGUUCACACGCAUCAAAAUUAGCCACCCUCACAGUUUCUGCAGCGGUUGUUCACUGUAGAUGCUGCAGGACCUCUGUGGCUUUAAGCAAUGUCCGUGCAGACGCCAUACCAAGAAGGGACAUGCCCCUUCUUGAUGCGGUUGCAGCUUUAAACCGCUGGUCCGAGAACUGCAGCACUGCUUUCCAUUGAAAAGAAUGGGAGGCAGACAUCAUGCGGCUGCCGGCAGAAUUGUGGCUCUGUGUCCCCACCAAAAUUCCACCUGCAAAUACCUCCAUGUGAACGGCCCCUUAUAGCUCCUGGAAGGCUUGGUGCUAACUUUCUCAGACUCCUGAAGUCAUUUCAUGCACAGACCCUGUACGAGGGUACACAGAUCCCAAGCCGAGUGGAAAGGUAA
Molecule: messenger RNA, 2315 nt
Organism: Bufo bufo (common toad)
Lineage: Eukaryota; Metazoa; Chordata; Amphibia; Anura; Bufonidae
Gene: BEND5
Product: BEN domain containing 5
Exons: 7
Coding region: 33-1370 (445 amino acids)
Biological process (GO): negative regulation of DNA-templated transcription
Molecular function (GO): DNA binding
Source: RefSeq, a predicted model, not a curated record